This is a messenger RNA of Branchiostoma floridae (Florida lancelet), 1397 nucleotides long. RefSeq lists its product as uncharacterized. The transcript is spliced from 3 exons. The coding region runs from base 489 to 1379 and encodes 296 amino acids. NCBI's taxonomy places the organism in Eukaryota, Metazoa, Chordata, Leptocardii, Amphioxiformes, Branchiostomatidae. The record is from RefSeq and is a predicted model, not a curated record.
AGUAUACAUUUUUCAGCAUGCCACCUCCCUCCAGAUACACAUUACAUCCUAAACGCGUGUCCCACAUUUCAAACAAACGACUGGUAAUCUUCCAACUCCACCCAAAGCUUUUGUUUCCUCCAAUAAUUGCCCCCAUACCUGUCGACCUGUCUGCGCAAUCAUAGACACACACUGGACUUAUCGCUCUUAUCUCAGCCUCCUUUGUCUUCGUCUUCAAUACAAUAGUUGCUAAUUGAUGUAAAACGAUUGACGAAAGGAUUUAAUCUGCUUGAUGGACGGGUUUCACUUGAAGAACGAGAAGAACGGAAGCGUCUUGGAUCAUGGAGUAAUGGCGGAGGUGUGAAGAAGUCAGGUGCUUCUCACAGGCUGAAUGAAUACCAUACAUUAUUAUUAGAUUAUCCAAAGUAUUGUGGAUUGAUAGUAUGUGACAUCGGAAGGAACCAUCAUUCUCUAAACGACAUGUAUCAAUCGUGAACCACUGUGGCGUCAUGAAUAUCUGCUGCUGCCUACUUACUGCUGACCUCCCGCCAGUGUGGUACCGCGGACUUUAUAUCAACACGCUGUCCUUCUUCGGAAUCAUGGGCUCAAGGUCUGCCUCGUGCCUCGUCAUGUCGACUUCAUUUCACAAGGUCACCUUCUCUCAGGAGAUGAACACGGGACGUCGCCUUGAAUUUGAAGACGUUGAGUUUGUUCUGGAGCCGUCGCCAUGCGUCUGCGCCUCUCCCGGCUCCAGUGCGAUGUGCGGCUGGUACGAGGAGGGGGGAAAGCUACGCCGCCGCCUCUCCCCUCGGAGGAAGAGUUCUAUCGUACCGAGAAGGCGUUCUGUCGCUCACACCCACGGCGGGAGGCAGGUAUUGCCGCCUGGCUCAAAGCCGUUCGUGCAUCACCAGGACACACAUAAGUACAUCGAGGAAUACCGGGCCAGUCGGCAGCGAUCUGCAAUGCCAAUGGAGCUAGUGCGCAUCACUACGCCGACGGUUGGGAAGAAACCCAGGGCGGUGGAAGUUCAGAGGACCCCCAGGUCCCGGGAAAAGAGGACGCAGUUCCUACCUCCGAACAUUGUAACAUUUCAGGUUUUCUCUGAAGAUCCCAUGCCUAGUACUCCACCGUCUCCACGAAGUCACAGCCAACACAAUACAAUUUCAAUCACGAAAGUUAAACAAAAAACGGAAAGCUUCCCAAAGAGAAAUUUGCCGAAAGGUGGAGAACGGUUAGCUGCCACACCCUCGCACCGAUCCCAGACUGCCAAGGAUUCUGGUCGCCAUAGCACCCAGAGCGAACCUCCAAGUGACGUCAUCUGUCCACCAAGAUGGCGGCCACAGUACCAGACUUUCAAGGACAUGCAUUCCCGGCCGAGUUGUAAGAAAGUACCUCACUGAGGAGGACAGAAAAAAAGA